AUGGACUACUUGCCAGACAGUCCACGUGUGCGCUCAGACAGCAUGAGCAGCUCAGCAUCUCAGGGCUCGAGGUCCAAGAUGCUCCUCCGCCAGCGUUUGUCCCAGCUGCUCACCUGCAUAGAGGACAUGAGCUCUGACGAUGAAGCGAGUGAGGAAGUGUCCCGCACGCUGGAUGAAGCGUUCCAGCUCUGCGGACGCUACGUUCCCACAGAUGCGUUCAGGCUGCACAUGGUGACCUGGAAUGUGGCCACAGCAGAGCCUCCUGAAGACGUCACCGCUUUGCUGCAACUGGAUGUCCAGCCCCCCACAGAUCUCUACGUGAUUGGCCUGCAGGAGGUGAACGCCACCCCUGUGAGGUUCAUCUCAGACCUGUUAGUGGAGGACUCCUGGAGCCACGUCUUUAUGGACACACUGGCACCCAGAGGAUUCGUCAAGGUGACAUCAGUGAGGAUGCAAGGUUUGCUGCUGCUGGUUUUUGCCAAACAAAUCCACCUCCCCUACAUCAGAAACAUCCAGACCACCUACACUCGUACGGGCAUCUUUGGAUACUGGGGUAAUAAAGGUGGAGUGUCCGUGCGUUUUUCCUUCUACGGCCACAUGGUGUGUUUCCUCAACUGCCACCUAGCAGCCCACAUGAACUACGCUCUGCAGCGCGUGGAUGAGUUCGAGUACAUCCUGGAGGCGCAAGACUUUGACAUCACCGACACGCCACAUGUCCUGGACCACAAGGUGGUGUUCUGGUUUGGCGACCUGAACUUCCGCAUUGCAGACCACGGCUUGCACUUCCUCCGCUCGUCCAUAAACAGUGGACGCCUUAAUUUGCUGUGGAGCAAAGACCAGCUCAUCACGAUGAAGAAGAAGGAGCCAUUCCUGCAGGAAUUUGAGGAAGGGCCAUUAAAUUUUAAACCCACCUACAAGUUUGACCGCAACUCUGACACCUACGAUACCAGUGGCAAGAAGAGGAAACCAGCCUGGACUGAUCGGAUCCUCUGGCGCAUCAAACCCAAAACCCCACCAUCAGAGGACGAUGAUGAGAGGGCAUCCACUUCUACUGAUGAUGGACAAGAUGAGUAUCCAAUCCUGGUCACGCAGGAUAAAUACACCAGUGAAAUGAGCUACGGAGUCAGUGACCACAAGCCUGUCAUCGCAACCUUCAAUCUGGAGCUGAGGAAGUACUUUGACACCCCACUGGUGCACAUCACUCCUGUGGGUGUUUGGAGCGCCGACCAGGAUGCACUUCUUAAUUACACCAUCCAAGAGGACUUCAUGUCCUCCACAUGGGACUGGAUUGGCCUGUACAAGGUGGGAUUCAAGAGUGCGUCCGACUAUGAAACCUUUGUUUGGGUUCGGGAGAAUGAGCUGCCAGAGACAAAUGAAGUCAUACAGAUAUCUGUGGAUAAGGACGGGAUCCCUCUGCUAAGUGGAGAGUAUGUUUUGGGUUACUACAGCACAAACAUGCAAAGCAUCAUCGGCCUCAGCGCUAACUUCCAGAUCCUGGAGUCAAAGCGCGCCGUUAUGGAAGGCCUCGUUCCUGACAUCAACGGGCUCGACAAAUAAGAUCAAGUUCACUGCAGUGCCACAUCACAUUCCUCUCCCCUGCAAAUUCACACAGAACGGAUUCAGACUUUCAAAUGCCCCAAGAUCAACUCCAUCAUCUACUGGAUGAGCUGACUCAGUCAUUAAAUAAUGACCCACCACACUGCCCCAUCACAUGGACUGGAAACUUUAAUUUGUUGUUGCCGACUUUUGCCUUUAAGGAAUUCACCUUAAGUCAGAUUCACUCUUGCUGGAGCAGUUUCUCUACAAAAAAGAAAAAAAAGGUUCAUCGCUAUAAUGAGUAGCCGACCACCACAGGCCUUUUUUUUGCCUGUUAGAGCAGAAAAUAAAGGAAUAAACAUGCCAAACUACACCGUUGCUUUAAAAACAAAAGGCGUGCUUAAGUUGUGUUGUUUGAAAAUAGUGCAGGUUAAUAAGUCAUUGGUCAAAUAGUAUUUAAAAACACAUUUUUAUGUUUUGGUUUGGUCUUCAUUAGUGCCAAUGCAGAGAGCUGUACAAUAAGUGUAAGAAAGAUCAGCCAAUCAUAGGGAACUGUUGUAUAGAGAAUUCUAUGAUCAUGCAGGAUGUUUUACUUUAUACUGUCUUAAAUUCUUGCUAUCAGUUAUUUGCACCAGCCAUUGGACCUAAGUGUCUUUGGGUGGAAUGAAAAAGAUGGCAGAAAGAUUUAAAGUAUUAUGUACACAUUAAUCCCUCAAAGAACAUUUCAUGUUAGAUGUGGAUGCUGAUGUGGACUUGUACACUGAGGUGUUUUGAGUCAUUUAUUGCUUUAUAACAAAUAUGUGUAAUGUAUUGUAUAUGCAGUAAUAUAAGUCUAAUGUGUAUCAUGACAGACUCGAAGGCAGUGAACAUUAUCAUAAUAGGAUUAUAUUUUGAAUUUAUCUGGAUAACGAUUUGAAUGAAUUAUUUAUGUAUCUGGCUCUAAACUUCUUGACUGUAGUUUCUUAAAUUAGAAAAAUAUAGGAUGUCUUUUCUAUUCCAAUGCAAAAAUGAUGAUUGUUUUCAAAGAAAAAGUGUCCAAAUUUCCUGUUGUGUGCAUGCGUGUUAUAGUGAAGUUGUGUAUAUUUGGUUGACUGAUUGAUAGAGUGAAUAAUAUCACAGAACACAAUCAACAUGU
Seriola dumerili (greater amberjack) is the source of this 2671-nucleotide messenger RNA. RefSeq names its product inositol polyphosphate 5-phosphatase K-like (gene inpp5kb). The coding region runs from base 1 to 1557 and encodes 518 amino acids. NCBI's taxonomy places the organism in Eukaryota, Metazoa, Chordata, Actinopteri, Carangiformes, Carangidae. The transcript has 12 exons. Gene Ontology annotation, cellular component: endoplasmic reticulum; plasma membrane; cytoplasm. The record is from RefSeq and is a predicted model, not a curated record. Gene Ontology annotation, molecular function: inositol bisphosphate phosphatase activity; phosphatidylinositol-3,4,5-trisphosphate 5-phosphatase activity; phosphatidylinositol-4,5-bisphosphate 5-phosphatase activity. Gene Ontology annotation, biological process: negative regulation of glycogen biosynthetic process; negative regulation of phosphatidylinositol 3-kinase/protein kinase B signal transduction; negative regulation of insulin receptor signaling pathway.